CUAUGGUCUCAAAUAUCUAUGGUUCAAGAUCGUUCAAGAUGGAUUACCUUUCUGGUGGGUAUGAUGUCCAGUUUGCCGAGAGGCACAGAGAACUCGCUGAGAAGUACACGUGCGUCAUUUGCCGAAUGGUACCCAAAGAUGUACACCAGUUCACAUGCUGUGGAAAACUCGUCUGCUAUAGCUGCAUAGAGAACUACAAAAGAGAGUCACCUCACAACUGUCCUGUCUGUCGUAAGCACGGAUUCAAGUAUUUCAAUGACACUAGUCUUAAUCAAGAAAUCCUGAGUCUAAAGGUCUUUUGCUACUACAAAGAGUUGGGUUGUCAAUGGACUGGAGAACUGAGGAGCCUGACUAGAGAGCAUGCACAUACAUGUGUGUAUAAGCUAGUGUUGUGUGAGCAGUGUGGUCAAAGAGUACCUGAAAAGAAUCUUGGGGAUCAUCUCGCCAGUGCCUGUGUUAAACGUAUGUUUUGGUGCCAAUAUUGCAAAGAGUCCGGCUCCUUUGAAUUCAUACAAGAUACUCACAUCAAUGAAUGUCCAGAACGCCCGAUCGAAUGUCCCAAUUAUGGCUGCCAAAUUAUAUUUAAAAGGAAGGAGAUUGAAGCUCACCGUAAUGUCUGCAUGCAUCAACUUGUUCAUUGCUGCUACCACCCGAUCGGUUGUAAAAUAAUGGUGAAGCGCAUGCUUAAAGCAAGACAUGAAGCAAACUGUCGAUUUCGGAAUGACAUGAAGGGGCUUUCACACAAGAAGGACAAAGAGGAUGAUGAUACUGGUGAACUAGCAGAUAAACUGUUAGAAAAACGUGGUUCAUACAUUUAUGUUGAUGCAAUUGAUUAUGAUGCUGUAUCUAAAUGGUUACAAGAAGGCACUGUAAAUCUAACCGUUAAACGUGUUCAAAUGCUUGGUCCUCCUGGCUCUGGUAAAACAUGUUCCCAACGUCUCCUACUUAAUGAAGAUCCACCCGAAGAAGCUGUCACUGACAGUACACCAAUUACUUGUCGCGCUGUCAAAGCUACAAGAAUAUCAGUUGCUGAUGGACGUAUGGAAAGAGUCGAUGUGAAGGCUCUUCUUUCAAGAUUGGCAUGUGAUUUAAAGGAAGCUGCAGCAAAGCAAGAGGAAACGCCAAUGGCAAAACAUGACACAAGGCCAAAGGAGAAGUCUUCAGAAGUCAUUUCUAUUUCUAUGCCUAUUGAGGCUAAAACACCAGAAUCAGCAAAUGCAGCAGACAAUCACGAUCCUCAUUCAACUAAAAUAUGUAAUGAAAUUUUGAGAGCCAUUCCAGAAGCAAAAGCUAAAUUAGAUCGUCACCUGGUAUACAUUAUUGAUUCUGGUGGCCAGACAGCAUUUCAAGAGCUAUUGCCUUUGUUUACUAGACCUGCUUCACUCAAUAUCAUCACACUAGACCUUUCUAAAGGUCUUGAUGAGAAGCUUGAUCUUCGAUAUCGAAUUGAUGGAACACCAUUUCCCUGUGAUCCAACAUUUUCAUAUACAAAUAUUGAAUUUAUAAAGGAUGUGCUGUCUUCUGGAGCUAUUUUACAACCACUUGACACACCGCAGUCAAAAAAAGCACUCCAGUACCCAGGAUAUUUCAUUCUGGGUACACACAGUGAUGAUGCUAAAGCAACACCGCAAAAUAUUAAGAAGUAUAACGAGGAGCUGUCAUCAUUAAAAUCUGGGUCUAAAGACAAAGGCUAUUAUAUCAUUUCUGCUAAACUUGGAGAUACUAAUGAAAUCAUAUAUCCAGUUAAUACAAUGCUCAAAUCUGGUCCUGAAAGACAAGUGGAAGCCAAAAAUCUUUGUGAAACAAUAUAUGAUGAUGUCUCUGGCGAUGUAUUCAAGAUUCCAGUUCGAUGGUUUGCUUUUGAGCUGACUUUGCUGGAGAAGGCUGAAGGUCACAGUUUCCUUCAGUUAGAUGAUGUCUUAUUUGCUGGUAAAAGUCUUCAAAUGGAUGAAGCUGAUACAAGGCUGGCUCUACAGUAUCUUCACAAUGUUACUAUUAUUCUUUAUUAUCCUCAAGUGUUACCUGAUAUAGUGUUUGUUGAUCCUCAUCCUAUUCUUAAUAUCCUCUCACGUCUUUUAGCUCUUACUUAUAAAAUCGAUCGAAGGUUUUUGCGACACCUUACAAAGGAAACACCUUCACAGUCUGAAUUGGAUAACCUAAGUAAGAAGGGCAUAUUCACCAAAUCACUGCUGGAUAAGUUAAAAGAUGACCAGGGAUUUCCUAAGUCUGAUUUUAUCAAGCUAUUGCUUCACCUACACAUCAUUGUUGAGAUGGAUGGUGGUUAUUUCAUUCCUUCUGCAUUGCCUCCUUGUGGAUCUACUGGUCCACCUCCAGACUCAGAUUUUAUCGACUCGUUACUAGUAGUCUGGUGCAAUCCUGUCACUAAAGAAAUUUUACCUGUUCCCCGUGGAAUUUUCUCUUUGGCAAUUAUCAAUUUAAUGACAUUCAAGCAACCACAGUUUCGUUUCCCUCCAUCAGCAGUUCCUCGAACACAUAGAAAAUAUUUCAGACAUCGGGAUGCCAUGUCUUUUCGUGUUUAUGUUCACAAUGAACUUGUUGGCACCAUUCAUUUCAUUAAGAAGCACCGACAUAUUGAAAUUUACUUUGAAUCCAAUGAAGUAAAAUAUUGUCCACUUAUUUGCAAAGCAGUAACAGAAGCAAUUAAUAGAAGUAGUGUUGCCAUUAACUUGAAACCUGAUGGUCAUGAGUUCACCUUUGAUUGCUCUACAGAAGACUCCUACUGUAUUGUCAAAAAAGAAGAUGAAAAGAAAGCUGAAUGCACUUUAUGCACAAAACCACCUCUUAUCAGUGGGCAAGAGAAGCGCUGGAGUUGGUUUCAUAUCACUUAUCAAACCUUAACUGAAGCUUCAAAGACACUUGACAUCACUCACCUUCAAAAAGUAUUGAAUUUACUCAGGGAAGGUCAUUUUAAUGGUGAUUGGGAGGGACUUGGUCUAGAGUUAGGCCUCUAUCAACAUCCAACACUCUCAAACAUACAGUACAGUUACACCAGAGGUGCUGCUCUUAGAGAAUGCCUUGCUACUUGGUUGCUAAAAGCUGAUGCUGUGGACGAAAAUGGCGGAGUAACCUAUGUCUCACUUGCUAAUGCUGUUGAAAGAUUAAGUCAAAAAUCUGUAGCUGAUUAUAUACGCAGAAAAUGUGGAAUUGAUUGUUCACAGGAAGAAAUCAUUGAGUCCAAUGACAUCCCACAAAGCAAGCCAGUGCCAGCACAAGACAGCUACCAUAUUGCAGAGGAAGAAGAAAAAGAGAAACAAAUAGCAGAAAAAAGCAGAACAGGUAGCUCGUGUCCAUGGACUAUUUUGUUAGGUGUCGUGGUUUUUAUGUUUAUAUGUGUUGCACUUUUUGCUAUUGUGGGCAUAACAGCUUAUAUGAGGAUUAUUAAUGAUGAAGGCCAAGCUAUUUUUGAUAAAGGCAACAAUGGUUGGACAGAACUAGAAAUCACUGAUUUAAAAGAAAUACUAGGCCUAUUACAUGACGGUCACUUUCCUGAUCAUCGCUGGCUUGAUCUUGGUAUUAGACUGAAAAUAUUACACACUACAUUAACAACAAUUGAGGCUGAUACAAACAGUGCUCAUAGAAGACUACUAGAGAUGCUAUCAUUGUGGUUGAGAAGAGGAAAAGCGACAUGGAGCGAGUUGGGUACUGCUCUAAGUGAAAUGGAAGAAUACAAAUCAGCAGAAUUAGUGAAGACCAGAGUUGCAAAGAAAAAGCAUGAACUUUAAACUUUGGUCUAUUCCUUUUAUUUUAGUUUGUAUUUAAAUGAUCUGUGUGUUUUAUCUUUUCUAAUUUGUGUAGUAGGAAUCAUUUAAACAAUGAAGUUAUAAUCAUUAAUAAAUAAAUUUAAAAUUUUGACACACAAAAUAAAUAAAUUAGAAAAUGUUCCUACAGAGAGGACAACUGCUCUUGUUACUAGUACUGAACCAUUUAUACUGAAA
Messenger RNA from Amphimedon queenslandica, 3956 nucleotides. RefSeq lists its product as uncharacterized. Gene Ontology annotation, biological process: signal transduction. Gene Ontology annotation, molecular function: protein binding; zinc ion binding. The transcript is spliced from 8 exons. The record is from RefSeq and is a predicted model, not a curated record. NCBI's taxonomy places the organism in Eukaryota, Metazoa, Porifera, Demospongiae, Haplosclerida, Niphatidae. The coding region runs from base 3 to 3743 and encodes 1246 amino acids.